Molecule: messenger RNA, 249 nt
Organism: Penicillium oxalicum
Lineage: Eukaryota; Fungi; Ascomycota; Eurotiomycetes; Eurotiales; Aspergillaceae
Exons: 1
Coding region: 1-249 (82 amino acids)
Source: RefSeq, a predicted model, not a curated record
AUGGAGAUGAUUGACAAUCGCCUGAAGUGGUUUGAAAAUUGGGAUGAGCCCAUUUCCGAAUGGGAGCGCCAACCCCGAAGACCUUCUCGCCGCGAGCAGGCUGUUAUUGCUCACCUCGAAGAUCGACGAGAGGUCAGGGGAUUCUACGGAUCUGCCACAUUGGAAGGAAGAGCAAGCACGGACCGAAGCCGAGAGGAUCCUCUGCGUACAACAUCCAAGGCUCAGUCUACUUCCUCUUUCACCACCUAG